UAAACAAAACACAAAAUAAAGGCAAGUAUUGCUCUGGAAAUGUCAAAAAUGUUUGACUURCUGCCCGUAGAUCAAAGCGAUUUUAUUUAGAGAAUUCAUCAAGCUCUUGUAUGUCUUAGUCAAGCUAUCAGUAUUAUAUUUAUGGGCAUUUGCUGUUGUAAACAUAACGACAACUUUGGUGAAGAUCACAGAGAUGGCGAAGGCGAUGGAGGACGACGACCAGGUCGCAGAAUAUUACGACGAUUAAACUACGAUACAGCCACAGAUGGGCUUGUCUUAGAAGCUUUGUCUGCUCUACGAAAGCUAGCAGACAAUGAUGAGGAACCACCAGAAUGCAUGGCCGUUCUACAUUACUAUGCAGAAGAAGAGGAUGGAUGGCUUACAAUUGUCAAGUCUUGUAUAUUUGCAAUUCCUCUAGAAGAUUCUCUAGGAACUGCUGUUUUAUCAUUUCUUCUUGAUGAAUGCCCWUUACCAACAAGGGAUGGCAUCAAUGCAUUUGUUUCAAAAUUAGAUCUUUCCAAGGAUACAGAUUAUUUAAGGUUUUAUACAAAAGUAGACAGCAGGGAGACUCCRCUAAAGCCUGCCAUAUGUCGCAAUCUUGCAGUAGUUUUAGCAUGCUUGGCAGAUAAAUUGGCAGGUCCAAUGAGCAUAGCAUUACUAAGUAAAGGAACCCUAGAAUUUCUUCUUGAAAGACUGAAUGUUUCAGAGCACCCUGCUGUCAUUCUAUUUUCAAUUUUAGCUCUGGAAAAAUUUGCACAAACUAGUGAAAAUAUGAAAGGUAUAAAAGAAAGCAGCGUUGCUGAUAAACUUGUUGUCCUGGAAAARGAAUUUCUUCACAGCACUAAYCUGCUUGAGCAUCAGGCUGGAUUUUGUGCUCAGUGGUGUCUGGACAAUUCUUUUCCAAAGCCUGGGCGACCAUUUUCCUAUGAAAACGUAGACGUUAGUUAUAUCAAGGCCAUGUUGAACACCAAUGAUGUCAGUGAAUAUCUCAAGAUAUCCCCCACAGGGCUUGAGGCAAGAUGUGACGCUGCGUCUUUUGAGAGUGUUCGAUGCACCUUUUGCGUAGAAUCAGGAGUCUGGUUCUAUGAGGUGUAUCUGUUAACAGCUGGUGUCAUGCAAAUAGGAUGGKCAACUAAAGAAAGCAAGUUUCUUAAUCAUGAAGGMUAUGGUAUUGGUGAUGACGAGUUUUCCUAUGCAUAUGAUGGCUGUCGGCAGCUAAUAUGGCACAAUGCAAAAAGCCAUCCACAUAACCAUCAACCAUGGAAGCCAGGCGAUGUACUAGGACUUUUAUUGGACCUUGAUCGGCGGAAAAUUCAAUUCUUACUCAAUGGCUGCGCUAUAGAAAGAGACUUUAAAGCGAAAAAAUCCAGAACUGGCUUUUUUGCAGCUGCUAGUUUUAUGUCAUUUCAGCACUGUAUAUUUAAUUUUGGUGCUGAUCCUUUUAGAUAUCCACCUUUAGUGGCUUUUAAAUGUUUCAAUGAUCAUGCUGUUUUAAAAGAAGAAGACAAAAUUAUCCUUCCAAAACAUAUAAAGAUGAAGACAAUACGUCAGGAAAGUGUCUCAGGAGAAGCGUGCAAGAUUUGUUUUGAAAAGACAUCGGACACUAAACUCCUCCCCUGUCAGCACGGUGAUCUUUGUAGAACUUGCGCUUUAMGAAUGGAGCAGUGCCCUAUUUGUCGCCAGGAAAUAUCAGCAUUGGURCAUGUCGACCCACAAAUAAAUGAGGACUCAUAACACGAAUGAAUUAGAUAUUAUUUUAAAUUUUGUAAUAAAUUGUAAGUAGCUAAAAAAUAUCACAUAUCGCUGAAGCAAUGGCACAAGAUAAAUGUAAACAUGAAGAAUGCUCACAGAAACACAAUUGUUGUUUUUAUAUAAUUAUGUAGUAAAGUACCCUUAACAAUUACUGAGAUCAGAUCAUAGGGCAGAGUGGAGGCACUAAAUACGUGAAACAAAUAUUACUACUUCCAAUGAAUAGUGAUGUUUAGCAAAAUAGAAAGCAAAGGACUAAUUUUUCAUAAUUUAGURCUAUGUUUGUUUAAGGAUUACGUGUGUUCGCUGUAGCAGAAAUAGAACCGGGUACCAGGACCUCUCGAAGGGGAUUGGGGCGCGGCAGCACAAGGUUGUCGAUCACGCUCCUCGGUCCCACGUCUACGCAAAUAACCGAAAAGUAUUAUGGAAGGAAAUCUUGCAAUGAGUGCGCAUUAUCAACAAAAUUGUUAAGAAAGACUGAAGCAAAAAUGGAUCGGUGAUUGAUGAAAAUCUUACUGCCAUUGCUCAUUACACCUACUCCUUUUAGGUCUUGUUGCGUGAUAUCGUAAUGAGAUCGAGUUUUACUGUUGCGGUUGCCAGUUGUAAUAUGUUCAAAAACGAAGAAUGAAUAAAUAUUUCAAAUCAAA
Molecule: messenger RNA, 2396 nt
Organism: Exaiptasia diaphana
Lineage: Eukaryota; Metazoa; Cnidaria; Anthozoa; Actiniaria; Aiptasiidae
Product: RING finger and SPRY domain-containing protein 1
Exons: 17
Coding region: 142-1734 (530 amino acids)
Cellular component (GO): cytoplasm
Molecular function (GO): protein binding; ubiquitin-protein transferase activity
Source: RefSeq, a predicted model, not a curated record